This is a messenger RNA of Solenopsis invicta (red fire ant), 738 nucleotides long. RefSeq lists its product as uncharacterized. NCBI's taxonomy places the organism in Eukaryota, Metazoa, Arthropoda, Insecta, Hymenoptera, Formicidae. The transcript is spliced from 3 exons. The coding region runs from base 1 to 540 and encodes 179 amino acids. The record is from RefSeq and is a predicted model, not a curated record.
AUGCAAAAGCUACCUGUGGCCGAGCAGACGGAAAUAGCCGUCAGCCCUCGAAACGAUCUAGUUCUGUCUUGCCACAUCCUUCCGCGCAUGCUGGACAGAACAGUUCAUUACUGCCGGUGGAUCCGCCCCGACGGAUAUGGAAUUUACAAUGACAUAGACUAUCGAUAUACGACCAACAACAGCUACUCCGAGUGCAGAUUAGUCAUCCCGGAUCGGUUUCGAUCUGGAAUGGAGGGCCCGCUUCGGCAAAGGCACGCCUUUAGGCUGGGUUUCAGACGUCUGUCUCAGAGAACUGCUUGUACAGCACUCCUGGUUCGCAAGACAGGCUUUUGUGUCCAUACAUGCUGCUUCCCUGGAGUCAUUAGUCGUGAUCUCUCUUUGAGAUAUAUCGAAAUCGCGACCGGAAAAUUUGCACUGUUUUAUCGAAGUUUCUCUCAUCCGUUUCUCGAAGUCCGGAGCGCAACUCAAAAGAAUCUCAAUAUUGAUCCCGAUUCCCCGCUUAUAUCUGACAGCCUCAACGAAUCAAAGUCCGUCCUGUAAUUGGAAACGGCAGCGACUCGUUCGGCUGGAAGAUUCACGACUGAAUUGCCGUAGGAACACAAUUUACGGUGGCGCGCCCGGAUGGUGGAAAGAAAAGGGCGGCUAUCUUGCCGCCGUGCCGCGCUGGUGUAACUUUGAUAUUCCGUCCUUGAGCGAGGGAAGAUAUGCUAACGAUCUGUAAAGAGCACGGCGUGGAAA